This is a messenger RNA of Dipodomys ordii (Ord's kangaroo rat), 1623 nucleotides long. RefSeq names its product lectin, galactoside-binding, soluble, 9 (gene Lgals9). Lineage: Eukaryota; Metazoa; Chordata; Mammalia; Rodentia; Heteromyidae. The record is from RefSeq and is a predicted model, not a curated record. Gene Ontology annotation, molecular function: carbohydrate binding; galactoside binding. Gene Ontology annotation, cellular component: nucleus; cytosol. Gene Ontology annotation, biological process: negative regulation of type II interferon production; negative regulation of CD4-positive, alpha-beta T cell proliferation; positive regulation of gene expression. The coding region runs from base 72 to 1139 and encodes 355 amino acids. The transcript is spliced from 11 exons.
CAGUGAUUCCCAGUGGAGUGAGGACUGCUUGGAGUGUGAGAGGCAGCAGUGGCCACAAAGGUGGUAGAGCCAUGGCUUUCCGCAGCCCCCAGGGUCCCUACCUGAACCCGGCCGUCCCCUUCUCCACGUCAAUCCAAGGUGGUCUCCAGGAGGGACUUCAGAUCAUCAUCCAGGGGACCGUCCUUCACUCUGCUGCAAGCAGGUUUGCGGUGAACCUGCAGACUGGCUUCAGUGAAAAUGACAUCGCCUUCCACUUCAACCCCCGCUUUCAAGAGGGAGGCUAUGUGGUUUGCAACACGAAGCAGAAAGGAUGCUGGGGUCCUGAGGAGAGGAAGAUGCAAAUGCCCUUCCAGAAUGGGGUGCCCUUCGAGCUCAGAAUCCUGGUACAGAGAUCUGAUUUCAAGGUGACAGUGAACAAGAAUGUUUUCCUCCACUAUGAGCACCGCGUCCCCUUCCACCUUGUUGACACCCUCUCCAUCAAUGGCACCUUGAUGCUUUCCUACGUCAACUUCCAGAACUUUUCUGCAGCCCCCAUCCAGCCCUUCUUCUCUACGACGCACUUCUCCCAGCCUGUCCGUUUCCCACGGAAGCCCAAGGGGCACAAACCAAACCCUCCAGGCAUGUGGCCUGCCCAACAGGCUCCCAUUGCUCAAACAGUCAUCCAUACGGUGCACAGCGCCCCUGGACAGAUGUUCCCUAAUUCUGGAAUUCCACCCAUGGUGUACCCCAGCUCAGCCUAUCCAAUGCCAUUCUUCACCAGCAUCCCGGGCGGGCUGUACCCCUCCAAGUCCAUCAUUGUGUCGGGCACUGUUCUGCCCAAUGCUAAAAGGUUCCACAUCAACCUGCGCUCUGGGAGUGACAUUGCCUUCCACCUGAACCCCCGCUUCGAUGAGAAUGCUGUGGUCCGCAAUACGCAGGUCAGGGGCUCCUGGGGCUCUGAGGAGCGAAGCCUGCCCAGAAAAAUGCCCUUCAACCGGGGCCAGAGCUUCUCGCUGUGGAUCCUGUGUGAAGGUCACUGCCUCAAAGUAGCCCUGGACGGACAACACCUGUUUGAGUAUGGCCACCGCUUGAAGAACCUGCCAGCCAUCAACAGCCUGGAAGUGGCGGGUGAUGUCCGGCUUACCCACGUGCAGACAUAGAUUGUCCCCUGACCCUGGGUUGAGGGCCGGGGGAUGCUGUCUGGGUCUCCUGGUCACUUCUCCCCCAGCUCCAGCACCAAGGGGAGAGGCACUGCCAGGUGUGAGACAGGGGAAGCAUCCCCUCUGCACUGGGGGGAGGGGAAGGCCCCAGCCUCCAAACUCCCAACCCCCUGGGCCUCCAUUCAUCUCCACUUGGAGGCUGGUAGCAUGGUUCACAGGUAGAAUGCCUGCCUAGCAAGCAUCAGGCCCUGAGUUCAAACUGUCUAAAAAACAAAAACCCUCAUGUUCCAAGCCAUCAGCUAUCACGGGUUGGGUGGCCUCUGGGGCAAUUUCCCUUUCUCUGCUCUUUAACUCUUCUCCCUAACCUUGCCUCCUGCUCCCACCCUUCACCCCCUCCAAGAAGCCUGUCCAUGGCUGACCAGAGCUUCCCCCACUGUCCCUAUGAUAAAUAAAAGUGCUGGUUACCCUCACGCGGGAUGACUGA